AUGUCUACACGCAGUGCUGAAGUAGUAUAUGAGGUUCUAUGGCAAUGGAAGUCAUACAAUCAACGUGUCGAAUGGCUCUAUUCUGAACAAUAUUCUGCUACUGGUUACAUCUUUGGAGAGCCACAAAAGAUCGCGCGGGUUGGAGAUGAAUAUCAGGCACAAAUCCCAUCUUUGAUGACAGAAAGAGAGCGAUCCCAACUCAAGAAGGUACCCGUCUGUGAAUGUGGUCUGUCAAUUCCUGUCACAUGGGUUCACAGUCAACAUAAGAACAAGGAAGAAACCAUGGAUAUUGAAGCAAAUGCUAAGGGCUGGAAAACAGACAAUGAUUUGGUUCCAGUUCCUUGUUCACAAACUGAAGAAUCUUGGAGCGCAAUUGAACAUGAUAGCUUUGUUCUUGGUUUAUAUAUAUUUGGUAAGAAUCUUCGCGUUGUGAACAAGUUCAUGGGGAAUAAAGGUAUGCCAAAUGUUAUAUCUUAUUACUAUGGAAAGUUCUACAGAAGCAGUGAACACCAAACAUGGUCAAUGUAUUGGAAGAAAAAAAUUAGCAAGUCCCUUCCUGGAAAAAAGAUUUUCAGAGGGUGGAGGCUGCACGAGCUUUUGUCUCACUCGCUUUCUAAUGUAACCGAUGAGUGUAAAGCUAAGUUGACACAGGUCAUUAGAACGUUUGAGGAGGGUAAACUUUCAUUUGAGAAGUAUGUGUUCAGUUUAAGAGAUACAAUGGGCCUCGAUCUUCUUGUAGAAGCCGUAGCCAUUGGCAAAGGAAAAGAAGACCUUACAAUCAAGACCCAAACGCGAUUAAGCAGCAAAAAAGUAGAAUCUACUUGCUCAUCUCUUAAAACGGAAGAAAUUGUUGAUAUUUUGAAGGAUCGCAUUGGAUUAAGUAAAGCGCGGUUAAGUGAGUUCUUCUGGGCUGCUGUGUGGCCUCGUCUUUUAGCUAGAGGAUGGCACUGUGAACAGGCUACAAACUAUGCGUUCCAAAACUCGAAGAAUCUAGUGUUUCUUGCACCUGGUGUGACAAAGUUUUCAAGGAGGGAUCUGGUCAAAGGAAGUCAAUAUUUUGACUUGUUGACUGAAGUGCUGAAUAAAGUUGCAUCUGAACCGCACCUUCUUGAACACGAACCUGACAAUGAUGAACAAGAUUUGAUGAAAUGCACAGUUGUGGAUACCUGUUUGGUUGGGAUUGUUAAAGUCAGAGAGCUUACAAAUUUGACUGUUUCUAAACCUGCUGAUAUGCAAGUUGUGGUGCGCGUUACUUGGUGGAUGGAGUCAUUGAUGGUUCUUCCCAUAUGGUCACCGAGUCUCCGAAAUGACAUGAGGUUGACUUUUAUAAGUAGUUUUCCUAAACCUGACCAUGAGUUCAAUUAUCAAAAUAUGCAAAGUUAG
Helianthus annuus (common sunflower) is the source of this 1383-nucleotide messenger RNA. RefSeq lists its product as uncharacterized. Gene Ontology annotation, molecular function: transcription corepressor activity. Gene Ontology annotation, cellular component: nucleus. The record is from RefSeq and is a predicted model, not a curated record. Lineage: Eukaryota; Viridiplantae; Streptophyta; Magnoliopsida; Asterales; Asteraceae. Bases 1 to 1383 code for a protein of 460 amino acids. The transcript is spliced from 3 exons.